This is a messenger RNA of Camelina sativa (false flax), 1295 nucleotides long. RefSeq names its product ribose-phosphate pyrophosphokinase 4. NCBI's taxonomy places the organism in Eukaryota, Viridiplantae, Streptophyta, Magnoliopsida, Brassicales, Brassicaceae. Gene Ontology annotation, cellular component: ribose phosphate diphosphokinase complex; cytoplasm. Gene Ontology annotation, biological process: purine nucleotide biosynthetic process; 5-phosphoribose 1-diphosphate biosynthetic process. Gene Ontology annotation, molecular function: magnesium ion binding. The record is from RefSeq and is a predicted model, not a curated record.
AAAACACUUUAAACCCUCUUUUGUUUGGGUGUAUCCGAUUCCGUAGCAAACACAUCCGAACUCUUGCACGGCGGUUCAGUAAUGUCUGAGAACGCAGCCAACAACAAGAGCAUCAUGGAGACCAAGAUUUGUAAAGACGCCAUCGUCUCUGAAUUACAGAAGAAGAAAGUUCAUCUCUUUUACUGCUUAGAGUGCGAAGAGCUUGCUCGCAAUAUCGCCUCUGAAUCUGACCAUAUCACUCUUCAAUCCAUCAACUGGAGGAGUUUUGCUGAUGGAUUCCCCAAUUUGUUUAUCAACAACGCACAUGGCAUCCGAGGACAGCACGUUGCCUUCCUUGCUUCAUUCAGUUCUCCUGCGGUUAUCUUUGAGCAGAUCUCUGUUAUUUACUUGCUCCCUCGCUUGUUUGUCGCUUCCUUCACUUUGGUGUUGCCUUUCUUCCCCACUGGCUCUUUUGAGAGAAUGGAAGAGGAAGGAGAGGUAGCAACUGCUGUUACCAUGGCAAGGAUUGUCUCUAAUAUCCCCAUUUCACGUGGAGGUCCGACUAGUGUUAUCAUCUAUGACAUCCACGCUCUGCAGGAAAGGUUUUACUUUGCUGACCAGGUUCUUCCUUUGUUUGAGACUGGUAUCCCGUUGUUGACUAAACGCCUUCAGCAGCUUCCCGAAACUGAGAAAGUCAUUGUUGCAUUUCCAGAUGAUGGAGCCUGGAAGCGUUUCCACAAGCUUUUGGAUCAGUAUCCCACGGUUGUGUGUACAAAGGUUCGUGAAGGCGAUAAGAGAAUAGUCAGGCUGAAGGAAGGUAACCCCGCUGGUUGUCACGUUGUUAUUGUGGAUGAUCUUGUGCAGUCUGGGGGUACACUCAUCGAAUGCCAGAAAGUAUUGGCAGCUCAUGGAGCCACGAAGGUGAGUGCUUAUGUAACUCACGGUGUCUUCCCAAAGAGCUCGUGGGAGCGUUUCACCCACAAGAACAAUGGAUUGGAAGAAGCGUUUGCUUACUUCUGGAUCACAGAUUCAUGUCCACAGACGGUCAAGGCCAUAGGAAACAAAGCUCCAUUCGAAGUCUUGAGCCUCGCAGGAUCCAUUGCUGAUGCUCUGCAGAUAUGAAGCAAUAGAGAGAUAAAGCCUGGUUCUUUUGCUCGUUUUGGUGAUUUUGCCUUGUUCUUGUACUCUUAAAAGAGAUUUGCUCCUAUCCUAGCUGAUCAGUUUAUGAAAUAAUCAUAUAACUUUUGCUGAAAUACUAGACACAUUGUUGAAACUUCGUACUCUCUUCUUGUUGAUUGAAUCGUCAAGUUCAUAAA